Pseudomassariella vexata is the source of this 1185-nucleotide messenger RNA. RefSeq lists its product as uncharacterized. Gene Ontology annotation, molecular function: antiporter activity. Lineage: Eukaryota; Fungi; Ascomycota; Sordariomycetes; Amphisphaeriales; Pseudomassariaceae. Gene Ontology annotation, cellular component: Golgi apparatus; membrane. The transcript is spliced from 3 exons. Bases 1 to 1185 code for a protein of 394 amino acids. The record is from RefSeq and is a predicted model, not a curated record.
AUGGCAACUAGCAGCAGUCACAACGGGCGGCGGGCGUCGAUCGCCUCGUCUUCAACCGCUGAAGACGUGGAACAACACAGCGAGAAGCACACCAGCUUCGACGCCAGCGACAGGGACCAUGAUCGCACUUUGCAGCAUACCAUGGUGAAUUCCGUAGAAGGCCACGAAGGCCAGGAGCACGAGCAUCUCUUAGAGAAGGCAGAAGACGAGGAGGAGCAACAGCCAACGCAACCACCGCCUCCGGCCAAGAAGAGCAGUACCUAUACUGCUGUCAUGUGGAUGGUCAUCAACACGCUGGCCACCAUCGGCAUCGUCUUCACCAACAAGGCCAUCUUUUCUGACCCAACCUUGAAGCUCGCGCAGCUGACCUUUGCGGCCUUUCACUUUUUCAUUACGUGGUUGACGCUAUUCACCCUCUCGCGGCCGCGACUCGCCUUCUUCGUGCCCCGUCGAACUGCGAUUCGGGACAUUAUCCCCCUUGCCAUUGCUAUGUCACUUAAUGUCAUCCUGCCGAAUCUCUCGUUGGCCUUCUCUACCGUCACGUUCUAUCAGGUGGCCCGCAUUCUCCUAACGCCCACGGUCGCAGCCAUGAAUUUUGUGCUGUACAAGGCGACGCUCCCUAGGAAUGCGCUCAUUGCUCUGAUUCCAGCAUGUGCAGGAGUAGGGAUGGUAUCAUACUACGAUUCGCUCCCGACAGAUGACGUCAACGUUAAGACGACUUCUGGCCUGGGUAUCAUCUUCGCCUUUACCGGAAUCUUUGCGUCCUCAUUGUACACCGUCUGGAUCUCGAGCUACCACCGAAAACUGCAGAUGACGAGCAUGCAACUCCUGUUCAACCAAGCGCCCGUCUCCGCGUUUUUACUACUCUACGUCAUUCCGUUCGUCGACACCUUCCCUGUGUGGACAGAGGUUCCCGUCAACCGAUGGGUGAUGAUUAUGAUGUCUGGUGUCUUCGCCUCCUUGAUCAAUAUCUCCCAAUUCUUCAUUAUCGCCAAGACUGGGCCUGUUUCAAGCACGGUCGUGGGACAUCUGAAGACUUGCACCAUUGUUGCCCUGGGAUGGGCCACUUCAGGAAGAUCGGUUGCCGACAAAUCCGUCAUUGGUGUUUUUGUUGCCAUUGGAGGUAUUGUUGGCUACUCGAUUGUGAUGCUCCAGCAUAAAGCAAAGGGGGGUGGCAAGGCAUAG